AUGCGUGCGACUUGGGUCUCGCUCGACGACCCUACGGGGGCUUCCACAUCCUCCUGGAGCGUGCGACGACGAGUGUGCUCCGUGGCGUGGCUCGCCGUGCUUUGCUUCAACCUGUCGCUGGCUUUCUCGAUCGCGACACGGAGCCUGCCCGCCCGCUCGCACACGGUGCUGCCGCCGCGAGGCUCCGUCGUCCUGGUGACUGGCGCCAAGUCGGGGCUCGGCCUGGCCUCGGCGGCCAGCCUGGCGGAGCAGGGGUACACCGUGUGGGCCGGCAUGCGUCCCUCCCACCUCAACCGCUCCAUCCCGGAGCUCGACCACCCAAACAUCGAGCGCAUUUCGCUCGACGUCACCGACGAGGCCGACGUGGCGGCGCUGCAGGCGCGGCUGCAGAACGUCACUCUGGCCGCGCUGGUGAGCAACGCCGGCGUGGCGCACAAGAUUGGCCACGCCGCCUACGUCGACGACGCCCACCGCCUCUUCGACGUCAACGUCUUCGGCGCGAUGCGAGUCUUCUCCGCCUGCCUGCCGGCGCUGGUCCGGAGCGGCGGCCGCCUCGUCCUUAUCACCUCCUUCCUUAGCGUCGUGCCGCUGCCGGGCCUGGCGACGUACACGGCGACCAAGGCGGCGCUGGAGGGCUGGGCCGCGGCCGUCCGCAUGGAGAACAUCGUCCCCGUGAGCACCGUCAUCGACGGCUUCAUCCGGACGCCAAUCUCGGACACGGACAGUCACUACCACAAGCCUGGGUGGCCGUACAAGCGGUCGGUCGGGCCGGGCGGGCUGCAGCAGACGUGGAUGGACGCCUUCGACACGCAGCUCGACGAGCACACCGGCGCAGUCGCCCGCGCCAUCGCCGACCGGUACCCGCGCCACCGCUACGUGGUCGGCUGGGACGCCACGCUGACGAUGGCGGCGGUGUGGUUCUUCCCGGGCUGGCUGGUCCACCUGUUCAUCAACGGGCUCUACGACUGGUUCGGGUAG
Molecule: messenger RNA, 978 nt
Organism: Emiliania huxleyi CCMP1516
Lineage: Eukaryota; Haptophyta; Isochrysidales; Noelaerhabdaceae
Exons: 1
Coding region: 1-978 (325 amino acids)
Molecular function (GO): oxidoreductase activity
Source: RefSeq, a predicted model, not a curated record